This is a messenger RNA of Peromyscus californicus insignis, 5883 nucleotides long. RefSeq names its product protein tyrosine phosphatase non-receptor type 11 (gene Ptpn11). The record is from RefSeq and is a predicted model, not a curated record. NCBI's taxonomy places the organism in Eukaryota, Metazoa, Chordata, Mammalia, Rodentia, Cricetidae. Gene Ontology annotation, biological process: protein dephosphorylation. The transcript has 16 exons. Gene Ontology annotation, molecular function: protein tyrosine phosphatase activity. Bases 194 to 1975 code for a protein of 593 amino acids.
GCGGGGGCGAAGGCGGGGCGGCCGCGCCGUGUCCGGGAUCCAGGCCUGGCGGGGGUUGUUCGCGCGGCCGGCCGGCUCUGCCUGCACCGGUGUCGGCUCCCCAGCGGGGCCUCGCUCGGGUCCCCCCAUGUGACGGCGCCCCGCGGAGCCUGAGCGAGCUGCGGGUCCGUGCGGAGCCGGAGGCGGGAGGAACAUGACAUCGCGGAGAUGGUUUCACCCCAACAUCACUGGUGUGGAGGCAGAGAAUCUUCUGCUGACCAGAGGAGUCGAUGGCAGUUUUUUGGCAAGGCCCAGUAAGAGUAACCCUGGAGACUUCACUCUGUCCGUUAGAAGAAAUGGAGCCGUCACCCACAUCAAGAUUCAGAACACUGGGGACUACUAUGACCUCUAUGGUGGGGAGAAGUUUGCCACCUUGGCUGAACUGGUCCAGUAUUACAUGGAGCAUCACGGGCAGCUGAAAGAGAAGAAUGGAGAUGUUAUUGAGCUCAAGUACCCACUGAACUGCGCAGACCCGACCUCUGAAAGGUGGUUCCAUGGUCACUUGUCUGGAAAGGAAGCAGAGAAACUGCUGACGGAGAAGGGGAAGCAUGGCAGCUUUCUUGUCCGAGAGAGCCAGAGCCACCCUGGGGACUUCGUUCUGUCCGUCCGAACCGGCGACGACAAAGGGGAGAGCAAUGACGGCAAGUCCAAAGUGACACACGUCAUGAUCCGCUGUCAGGAACUGAAGUACGAUGUUGGCGGAGGAGAGCGCUUUGACUCUUUGACAGACCUGGUGGAGCAUUACAAGAAGAACCCCAUGGUGGAGACGCUGGGCACAGUCCUGCAGCUCAAGCAGCCCCUCAACACAACUCGUAUUAAUGCUGCUGAAAUCGAAAGCCGGGUUCGAGAGCUAAGCAAGCUAGCUGAGACCACAGAUAAAGUCAAACAGGGCUUUUGGGAAGAAUUUGAGACGCUGCAGCAACAAGAAUGCAAACUUCUCUACAGCCGAAAAGAAGGACAGAGACAAGAAAAUAAAAACAAAAACAGAUACAAAAACAUCCUGCCCUUUGAUCACACCAGGGUCGUCCUGCACGAUGGGGAUCCCAACGAGCCUGUUUCUGAUUACAUCAACGCGAACAUCAUCAUGCCUGAAUUUGAAACCAAGUGCAACAAUUCAAAGCCCAAAAAGAGUUACAUUGCCACUCAGGGCUGCCUGCAGAACACGGUGAAUGAUUUCUGGAGGAUGGUGUUCCAGGAGAACUCUCGAGUCAUUGUCAUGACCACAAAGGAGGUGGAGAGAGGGAAGAGUAAGUGCGUCAAGUACUGGCCUGAUGAGUAUGCGCUCAAAGAAUAUGGGGUCAUGCGUGUUAGGAACGUCAAAGAAAGUGCCGCUCAUGAUUACACCUUAAGAGAACUCAAGCUCUCCAAGGUUGGACAAGGAAAUACAGAGAGAACCGUCUGGCAGUACCACUUUCGGACCUGGCCGGACCAUGGCGUGCCCAGUGACCCUGGAGGUGUGCUGGACUUCCUGGAGGAGGUGCACCACAAGCAGGAGAGCAUCGUGGACGCAGGCCCUGUCGUGGUUCACUGCAGUGCUGGAAUCGGCCGGACAGGAACAUUCAUCGUGAUUGAUAUCCUUAUUGACAUCAUUAGAGAGAAAGGUGUGGACUGCGACAUCGAUGUUCCUAAAACCAUUCAGAUGGUUCGGUCCCAGAGGUCAGGGAUGGUCCAGACAGAAGCACAGUACAGGUUCAUCUACAUGGCCGUCCAGCAUUACAUCGAGACGCUGCAGCGCAGGAUUGAGGAGGAGCAGAAAAGCAAGAGGAAAGGACAUGAAUAUACCAAUAUUAAGUAUUCCUUGGUGGACCAGACAAGUGGGGAUCAGAGCCCCCUGCCACCCUGCACCCCAACACCACCCUGUGCAGAAAUGAGGGAGGACAGCGCUCGGGUCUACGAGAACGUGGGCCUCAUGCAGCAGCAGAGGAGCUUCAGAUGAGCCCCACUGGUGGCGGCACGCAGAUGCGAACUUUCACCCCUUCCCUAAAAAUGUCAAGAAUAGACGAGAAAGUUUCCAGGACCCAUGUGUUCAGAAGCUCGCCCGCCCGGGUUGACUGACUGCUUUUUGAGAAGUGAAGUUUGGAACCAUUUGAAGAGCACGAGUCUCGAGUCUAAUCGUCACCUCCCUUCCUCAGAUAAGGGGAAACCGCUCUGCGAUGUCAACAGUGCUGUUUUCCGAGAAUUGGUUUUGAAUCGUGGAAACAGCUAAAUUGUGCUCUGCAUUUUACACAUUAUGGGACUCAAAUUCUAGUUAUGGGCAGGAUUUUGUUUCUUUUUAUGACCUUAACUGAUCUGAUUUUUUACCCCUCUCUCUUUGGGGAAUCAUGGGCCCCUUGUAAGAAGAAAGGAUUUGGGGAAAUUCAGGAACAGCCUCCCCCAAGAAGCCAGCAGUCUGUAAACCACUGCUCAUCUUAUACCGACUGUCCAGGGGUUGCUUAGGGUCGCUUAUCAUCAGAGACUCACUGUUUAGUUCCAGGGACCGGGAGGCCAGGCUGUAGGGUUGCACUGGUGAGGGACUCUGGCGGUGCCACACCCAGUGGGAGAGCAGGAGGGCUGGCCUCGACUUUACAGCCAAUCGAUGAUGACCGCAUGAGUCCACCCUUAAGACCCAACCAUUCCUUAGCGUCCCACCUGUCACCACCACGGCAUCAGGAUUCUCUGCGCUCCCUGAAGAUGAUGAUAUGUCGGGGCACAUUCAACACAGACUGACCCUAGUGAAAUGAUCAUUCAGCCAGUGAUGAGCGUUGGUAUAAAAAGUCAUGGCUGAAAGGCCGUGGGAAUUGGCGACUGACAAGUCUUUCCUCUGAAGAUGACCCCUUGGCUUCAGGUGUGGACAGAGAAGCUGUUUUGGGAAAAGUGACCAUGUUGUCUUUGCACUGGAAUCAUCAUCUUGUGUUAGUAAGACCCCUGGAUGAGUGAGUGAGCGGCCUUUGGUCCUCACUUGUUCCUGACUGACCCGCCCCGCCCCCAUUCUUCAGUCCUAUCUGGGCUUGCAUGACGCCUACUGUCCUGUGGGGCUCACUUGGGAAGUUGGAAGGCCGAGACACUGAGCUUCUGUCUCAAUGUGUCUUCCAGGUUGCUUCUCCUGGUGUCUGUGUAGCCUCACUGGCAGGGUGGCUGGGCCUUUCUGUGCCCCCCAGGGCUCAAUGGCAGAAGUAGCCAGGCCUUCCUCAGAUUCAGGCCUGGAAUGACCGUGACUUCUCUGGCUGCCUGUGAGGGAAUCAGACUGAGCUUGAGGUGUGUAGUGGAGGUGCCAUGCUCUGGGGCCACCAGUCUGUCAGACAGCCCCCGCCCAUGCCAUGGAAGCAAGUGGCCGUAGUUAGCAAGAGCCCAGGCUGCUUGUAGUAGCUGGUGUAAACGGUGGGUCAGAUGAGAAAUGUACAGUGCGCAUUUUAGAAGCUUCUGAGCCAAUUUUUCUGUCACUGCACACGUUUUGCACCAUCCUCACCCGAAGACCUGGUGUGGUAAGGGAGGGUGUGUUUGGGGACGGAUGGAAGCUCGUUCCCGAAGCUCCACAGAUGGGUGAAGGUGAUGCUUCAUCGGCCCUUGGCUGAGCACAAAGAGCGGCAGUCCUGGCCAGAACUCCCGUCAGCUCCAGUCAGCUACUUGUGCUCUAACCAAGCAGCAGGAUUUGCUAAUGUGCUGCCGUAAGUGCCUUCUCCAGAGACGCCCCCUCUGCCUGUGUGGUGUCGAGAGCUGGUUUCAGCGAAAGCAUCCGGAUUGACGCUCAUGACCAAACGCUGGUACAGCCUCCACUCACAUUCUUUGGCUUCGGUUCCUGAAAGGAAGGACUGGACCCUGCCGCCCUGCGAUCGCUCCUUUCUGAGGCCUCCCAUUCCCUGACAGCCCGAGGUAGGUCCAGGAGCAGAGAGGCCACCAUUUUCUCAGAGCACAUGUGCUGAUCCUUGCCCCUUCUCCACUGGACUCAUUGCUUCAGAGCACAGCGUGGCCUGGCCGUGCUCCCUCAUCAGGGGAAACCUGUGACAAGAUCAGCCGUGUUCCCUCAUCGGGGGAACGCGGAGGCUGCAGUCUUCUCACAAACCUGUGACGAGAUCAGUUCAGCGCUCACAGCCAGGACCCCGGACCCUAUUCUCUUUAGCACAUUGUCACAAUGAACCGUGUUGGGGAUGGUGGUAAUAUCUAGACUCUGGACAUUGGGGACAAUGUCUCUCACCAGCACACAGAGAUUGGCUGUCCAGCUGAUCUACUGAGUUAACGUCUCUGCCUGCAGCUCAAGAUCCCGGAGCGGAAGACCCGUUCUUAGCCCACUGUGUUCAGUACAGCAAGUGGUUUCCUCCGGGUUCCCCUCCUAGAAGCCAGCCCGUUGUCACACCAGUAAGGAAACAGAUUCCUAGGAGUCCCCAGGUCUCCCGGAUCUGUCAAGUAUGGUGGUUGCAGGGUCUCAGGAGAGGGCACUUGGUGUGUUGGAGGCAGGUGCGGUGUCUGCAAAGGUGUGAUAUUGGAGGUGUGGAGUUGAAAUAGUGGGAAUGAAAGUUGCAGAGUUGGUUCAUGAGCAAGUCAGAGGACACAGGGCCAGAGUAGCCAGUGUGUGGACAUCGGCUUCCCAGGCACAGAGUGACGGCAUUGAGCAGAAUGGACACGUGGUCCCCUCACUGCUGAGCCUUUUAAAUUAGAAACAUAGGAUUUUAUAUUUCGGGGAAAAAGUUGUCUAGCACAUGGUAUUGGGGUUUCUGGAAAGCCACACUUAAGAGUCUUACCUAGUAAGAAGGCUUGCCACUCUGAUGGGUGGCCCGAGUGAUGCCCUGGGUCGCCUCUGCCAUUGCGGUCGGCACCUUUCUUAUGGCAAAGCUGGGGUGAGAAAAUGUCAGCUGUCAUCAGCUCUGCUUUUACAGAGCUGGUGGCCGUCAGUGGCUCAGAAGUGGUCAGCAUUAUUUCUAGGGUGUUUCCUGGGGGUUCAUGAACAUGAGCAUUGUUUUCCUGUGCCGGGACCGAGGCAGGUGCACUCGUGAGGAGUUCUGUAGAUUCGUGAUCCUUAGGGAAACAGACUACAGGCCGAAGUGCAAGCCCAGGGCAGGCUUUGCCACUCUCCAUUGUUGGGGACACUUUACAGCACACAGUCACCCUGGUUUCAGAUGCCUUUCUUAGGCUCUGUGCUAGUCUGCCAUUUUGUUGAGUCUUCUCCCCGCUUUAUGGAAAGCCGAGCUCCUGUGUAGAGUUCGCUGCAUUUCCUGUCACUAGUGGCCUGCCUCUCUUUCCGGGGGGCAGAGGGGGGUGCAGGGCACCCGUGGGAGCAGAGAGCAGUUGUGUGGUGCUGUGGAACUUGGCUGUGCAUCCAACUGAGCUUAACAAGUGUUCCUCUCAAACCUUAGUCAUGGGGUUAAUAAUUUGCCUGUUUAUUUAUGACCUAAUUGUGACUCUUUUAUUAAUAAAAGCUAAUGGGAAAGGCCCCUCCCUGAGACUGAUGACUAGACUCACAUUUAACUUCCCCACAGCAUAUGAAGCAUCAGGCAGAAUAUUAAAGAAAUAUACUAUUUUAUUGAUAAAUCUGUCCUUUAAAAGGAACAUGUUUUUGGGUGUCAUCAUUUUGGUGUGAAUCAUGUAAAUGUUGGCUGUUUGCUGCUGUUUAUUACACUUUAGUGUCAGGAGAUGCACUCAGCUGCCUUUCUGCCCACACACAUGCAGUCUGCGAUUUUGUAAGUGACAUUAACGAAUAGUUUGUGUAGGGAAACCUCAGAGGUCGUCACCUCCCCACCUGUGUCCUGAGUGUCAGCUGUUUUCUUAGCUGACGUCAUCAGAGUAUAGCUGCGUAUACUCCGUGGAUCGUCAGAGGCAGUGUAUUUGUGAGCUGUCUGGAACUGAAUAGUAGAAUAAAACCAUUUUCUUGUA